CUGCAUCCGCCUGUCAAUACCAGCGCUUAUCUCAUUCCAACAAAUCAAUCACAAACACAGAUAUACAUUCACAAAGCGGUGUUUUAUCCUAGUCGUCGCACACAAAACGCCACUUACAUCGCGUCGCGAUGGAAUUGGCGUUUGUUUGCAUUACAAACAGGUAUGUUGAAAUCUUUUAACUGCAAACACUAUUGGACGAAUACAAUCACGCUUAAUCAAAUCUUUUUCAUUAAUGUCAUGCACGUAAUAAAAACACAAGAGGAUUGUCAACAGUACUAGAACCGUGCUUUAACGCUUAGUGGUAAGCAUUCGCCCGUAUGAAAUGACGGAAUCACACUGUUAACUUAGUCAGUCUGGCGACAGCAGAUUCUCAACACACUACUUGUACAGUAUUCACAGGUAGGAAAGAUUGUCAGAUUGUUCGGUAGAUCAUAUUGCUAUAUAUGCCUGACAAGUCGUUCCCAUUGUGAUUUUGACAAAACAUUCGAAAUGGAUUUUGUGAAGGUGACACUGCUGGGACUUCUCCACUUCAGCGUCAGUGACGGCGCCAGCUACAUCGACCUGCAACGCCUCCAUAACAACCUCCUAAACGACUACCAGCCAAACCUCCGUCCCGUCAAUGACUCCGCGCAAACAGUGUUUGUUAACACGGACAUUGCAGUGUCCAAAAUAGUCACCCUGGACGCAACCCGUGAAAUCUUGGUCACGUGGUUGGACCUUGUGGUCACGUGGACGGACGAGAGGUUGACGUGGGAUGACAAGAAGUACACAGAUGUAAGAACGAUUAACUUUCCCAGAUCCAAAAUAUGGGUCCCGGAACUUCAAGUCCUCAAAACUCACAGUGGUAAGGACACGUUCGGUGAGGCUGACAACGCUAUUCAGGUUUUUCCCGACGGCAAAGUCGAGUGGUAUAUUGAUCUAGAGACAAGAACACCUUGUCCUAUGCGUCUCACGAAGUUCCCUUUUGACAUCCAUACCUGCUCAAUCACAAUGACCACCUCCUAUCACAGGGAGCUGGAUGUCAACGUCAGUGAUGUCACCUUCACUGCCGAGGAUGUCAUCGACACUGGUGAAUGGGCAAUGACGAGGGCCUCAGCAAAGAGAGUAACCCUUCGCGAACGCGGACCCAAGGGUGGAGUGAGUAUGACACUGAUCCUGCAGCGUCGUCAAGGUUACUAUAUCUUUAGUCUGAUAAUGCCCCUGUUUAUUGUUACUUUCGUCAAUCCUUGUGUGAUCCUGGUCAAGUCCAACAGUGGCGAGAAGACGUCAACAUCGGUCACCCUCUUCCUGUCCUUCACCAUCUUCAUCACCCUCCUCACUGAUCUGCUACCACAGUCGUCCAAAGAUAUUCCAAUCUUGACCAUCAUUGUCUACACGCUAUUCGUGUUCAGUUCUUCCAUCGUGGCAUACUGCAUUGUUUCACAACGGCUAAGUCAGAGAGAGAAACACAGUAGGUUGACGCGGAUCUUUGCUUCCGUUCUCCUGAAGAAAUGCAAGAAGAAGGUUGUACAGCCAGCCACUCCACCAGACGCUGGUGACGACUCAAAGGAAGAAGACCUGGAGGAGUUCACAGACUUUCCUCUUCUGGCAGAUAAACUGGACAAAGUGGUGUUUGUUAUCUGCGUGUUUUACACCUCUCUGGUUAUGAUCGGUGCCCUACUUUCUCUCCUUUUAAAAUGAUUGUGAAUUGUCGGUCAUGUGAACAAUGGAUGAAAAGCAAUUCUCUUAAAUAUCAUGAGCAGCCUCCUACCAAUUAGGAUCAGAGCUUUAAAAUCAUUAUGAAUGCUGUCUAAGCAUAUGCCAAAAAAUGGGCCAAAAGAGAAGAACCUGUUGAAUGUCUUUCAGAGUGGAUUAAGUUAGUUUGUGAUGUUGUCAUUGGUAGAAAAACAAACUGAAAAAGAAGAAACAGAAAUUGAACAAACCCACCCUGCCCCAAGCAGUUGUCGCCCAAAGCCGGACUGCCCUACAUAAAAAGUUUGUAGUUGUCCCACUGAAAAGGCUUCUAAAAGGAUUUGCUUGACUUAUUGCAAGCUCAGGAAAGAACCAGGUCCAAUCAUGUCAAAACAUUUGAUUUUUAAACUUUGUAAACCACUUUCUGACAUGAAUAAAUUAAGGAAUUAUGCCAUUCCCUGAUCCAUCAGGGUAUUGUUACAAAACGUGGUGACCAUAGAUAUAGUCACAUGUCUAUCUUCUAAAGUUCAAGGCAAUUUGUCUAUAUUGAAAGCAAAUGUCAUCUGAAGUUUACUGAGGAAACAAUGUGUGAAAUGCUGGACUUUCUCACUGAUAACUCGAUGGUAUUUUGGAAUGCCAUGAUGAUGUUGC
Haliotis rufescens (red abalone) is the source of this 2322-nucleotide messenger RNA. RefSeq names its product acetylcholine receptor subunit gamma-like. Gene Ontology annotation, molecular function: transmembrane signaling receptor activity; extracellular ligand-gated monoatomic ion channel activity. Gene Ontology annotation, cellular component: membrane. The record is from RefSeq and is a predicted model, not a curated record. Gene Ontology annotation, biological process: monoatomic ion transmembrane transport. NCBI's taxonomy places the organism in Eukaryota, Metazoa, Mollusca, Gastropoda, Lepetellida, Haliotidae. Bases 490 to 1680 code for a protein of 396 amino acids. The transcript is spliced from 2 exons.